AUGAAACCCCCUACUCUCACCGCGAUCGUCCUACUAGUGACCGCACAAACAUGGUACCAUCACCUUAUACCCGGCGUCCUCGCUAGUCUCGUGAAUCACACUAUAGAUGACGAGACUGGCGAUGAAGUCACCGGUACUUUGCCCCAGUAUACCCCCGCCUCGUAUUGGAACCAAGGCUCCACCUGCACAACAGCAUGCGCGGCUCAUCCAAACGCAUCUUUCGCUCACGGCGGGACCUGGCAUGACACAGAGCACAUCCCUCCCGAUCCCAACCAACCUCGUGUAGACCUAUUCUUUAGUGGUGUCGCCAUCUACGCCUACUGUAUCCUGGGAAAUACGAUUGGCCCUUUGGACGCCCCACCAAUGAAUGUGUCUAUCUCCCUGGACCAAGAUUAUGUCGGUGAAUUCGUCUACACGCCUACCACAAGCACCGACUUCAUCUACAAUUUCCCCAUCUACGCCAACGACACUCUAUCGAACGGGCAACAUACAUUGUCCCUGAGCGCUGUUGGAACAACAAACGCGUCACUUGUUCUUUUCGAUUAUGCCAUCUACACAGUCGACACCGACCCCACAAGCAGUUCAGCCUCUUCCGCCACUGCUACCAGUACCUCCCCACCACCGUCCCAAGAGCACUCUCAUGUUGGCGCAAUCGUAGGCGGCACUAUCGGAGGUCUAGUCGGAGCCAUAGUGCUCCUACUCGCACUCCUCUUUAUUCUGCGUCGCCGCAGACGCAUAUCGGCUGGCGACGCGGUCCCCUUCACUGGUAGCGAUCCCUCUCUCAGAGUUGAACCGUUCAUCUCGACGGCAUUCACUGCAGACAAUACCAACAUCGUCGGCGAGACCAAGGGCCAACCACAGUCCUUCAACUCCUCGGCUCGCAUCGAAGCCCAACAGCCCGUUCUACCUAAUCUCACCACGCAACCGAGCAUGAGAUCGUUAGGCACGACCACCAACUCAGCCACCGAGCUUGUAUCCCCCCAAACGACACCUGGACCUCUCAGACUCCAUCUUCACGGCUCGGAGUCCAGCGGCUCCUCACCUUCCCCUACCUCGUCUGGUCGCGGCGGGAGAUCGAGGUCGGGCGUAAGCGACGGAGAGGGCAGACAUCUCCAUGAUCAGAUCAUGAUGCUUCGGGACGAGAUUGGGCAGUUGCAAGUGUUGCAGGGGGUUGGCCCGCCGAGCUAUACUACCGGGGAAGCUAGGGAUGUCUGA
Stereum hirsutum FP-91666 SS1 is the source of this 1215-nucleotide messenger RNA. RefSeq lists its product as uncharacterized. Bases 1 to 1215 code for a protein of 404 amino acids. The transcript has 3 exons. NCBI's taxonomy places the organism in Eukaryota, Fungi, Basidiomycota, Agaricomycetes, Russulales, Stereaceae. The record is from RefSeq and is a predicted model, not a curated record.